Molecule: messenger RNA, 1709 nt
Organism: Drosophila virilis
Lineage: Eukaryota; Metazoa; Arthropoda; Insecta; Diptera; Drosophilidae
Product: serine hydrolase-like protein
Source: RefSeq, a predicted model, not a curated record
AGUAUGUGUUAUCGAUAACAGUGCAGAAUUAAUUGAAAAAGCGAACAGCAAUAAUAUAUUUGCUCAGUUUAGUAAAAAUCGCAUUCUUUCAAUGAUCUUUGAAGAAAUGAAUAAUUACAUCUUAAGCGAAGCCCAGGCACAAUUAUGUGGAAACAGUUUUAAUAUCGAUAUACCUUAUCGAUAACAGUGCACGAAACGUUAAACUCCAUUUUUAGAAUUAUUCUCAGAGUUUGCAACUUCGGUCCUCCCUCUCUUUAGGGUAAUAUUGGCGCACAUAGUUUAUGCGCAAGCAUAUGUCUACACACUCAUAUUUGAGCAAAGCUGAAAUCUUUUCACGAGUCUCUAGUUCGGGCGCGUAGAUAACAAGUCCAGUCGAAAGUUUUGGUCCGUAGACGGCUCAACGGAUCGGUUGAAUGCGCUGAAAACUACGUGAGUCGUUCAGUUGCCGCAUUCAAACCGAAAUCGGCAGCGAGGCAGCGACCACGAUGAGCGACGUUGGGUUUAUUGACUUUGACAUCGGCGUGCCGUGGGGCAAACUUGCCUGCCGCUGGUACGGUAAUCGUCAGGUGCGUCCGCUGCUCGCCAUUCACGGCUGGAUGGACAAUAUGGGGAGCUUUGCACGUCUUAUACCAUUGCUGCCCAGCCAUCUGGGCGUGCUUUGCGUUGAACUGUCUGGCCAUGGACGCUCCUCGCACUAUCCGGCUGGCAUGCAGUACUCCGUCAUUGAAUGGACGAGCAUUAUUCGUCGUGUUGUGUUGCAUUUCAAGUGGCGACGCGUUUCGCUGAUGGGUCACUCCUUUGGUGCAGUCGCCUGUAAUGUGUACGCCUCCUUCUAUGGCCGAGAUCAUGUUGAUAUGCUGAUUGCGAUUGAUCUGCUCACCAUACCCUACAAGAGCAGCAGCUUCUACAUCAAGUACUUGGCCAACAGCGUGGAGCGCAUGCUGCAGCCGACUCCAGCACCCAAGCUGUAUACCGCAGAGCAGCUGAAAGGGGUGCGCUGGGGACCAGCUCCCACGGUCAGCAAGGAGCAUGCACAGCCACUGGUGGAACGUUGUACAAGGCCGUCACCAGAUCAACCGGAUAAAUUUUAUAUAUCUCGGGACUUUAUAUAUCGGGGACUUCUUUCCAGCUGGCGUUGGGCUCGUGAAGGAAUUGAAUCGGCGAAUACAUAACAUUCCAUACAUGGUCAUAAAGGCGAGCGAAUCCAACUUCAUUAACGAAGGUUUCAUACCAGCUUUGCAGAUCCUACGCAAACAGAAUCCUGCAUUUGAGUAUCAUUUGGCCCAGGGCUCUCAUCAUGUGCUUAUCAGCGACCCGCAACAGCUGGCUGCAUGGAUUGUGCCAUUCAUAAACAGGCAUCGACCAGCCACCAGAUGGGAGCAUCCAGGGCAACUAAAUAUUAGCAAACUAUGAAGUGUUAAAAGCGAACAGAUGCGCAGUGUAAAUCUUGAGGCAUGUGCAUGACGUAGGGCCUACGUGUUGCUAAAAAUAUAUUUUAUUUUUCGUAAUUAGAAUAUGCUGAAAGAGAUAAGAAGAAUAAGUAUAACGCAAGAACAUGCUAUGAUUAGGCUUUCAAAAAAUCUUUGCUAAAUGCUUGAUAACAACUUUUUGGUCUGAAUUUGUAAGCUUUUGUAAGCUACACAGACAUGUGCUAGGUAUGGGCUUUAAAACGUCUAACAAUCACCUUUAAUAGAUCUUCAUAUACUUUA